CCUUUCUCUUUCCGGCUGUGUGCAGCUUCGGUUCGGGGCGACAACUCCAGACACAAAUGUCCCCGUUUCUACCGGGAGUUUACGGUCUAAACGGGUCCGAGCGGCGGCACCCGGUGGGCCGGUGAACCCGGAUGCCGCUCACGGUGCGGAACUCUGCCCGGAGGAGGAGAAAGACCCCGGAUAAGAAGCUCCCGGAGCGGCCGGAGGAGGCGACUUCUUCUGCUGCUGCAGCAGCUCGGGUGAUGGCGCCCAUGAGGAUGAAGCUGCGAGCGCGUCGCCGUGAUAAUGUCGCCGCAGAUGCGGCAGCAGAAGGUGACCAGCAGCAGCAGGAGGAGGAAGAGGAGGGGGGGCGGAGCCGAGGGAGUAGCAGGAGGAGGAAGACCGGCAACACCACGGCGGCCUCCACCACGGCCACGCCCGCCGCCUCCUGGUCUCCUCCUCCUCCAUCUUCGUCGGCUUCGGUGCGUGCGGCGAUGGCGGUGGCGGAGGAGGCGUCGCCCGACUCCAAAUGCCCGAUCUGCCUGGACCGCUUCAACAACCUGGCGUACCUGGACCGCUGCUUGCACCGCUUCUGCUUCCCGUGCAUCCAGGAGUGGUCGCACAACAAGGCCGAGUGUCCGCUCUGCAAGCAGCCUUUCGCCUCCAUCUUGCACUCGGUGCGUGCCGAGGACGACUUCAAGGAGUACACGCUGCGGCCGCCGCCCGCCAACAGCAGCGUGGCUGCUACCGUGGCCAUGGUGGCGGCCAUGGCGUCGGCGGCAAGGAGCGACCACCAGAUGAGGUUAAUGCUGAGGAGGCACAGGGGGGCUGACGGCGGGGAGGCAACGACGAGGAGGCGGAGGGGGGGGAGAGGAGGAGUUGGGGGGGGCAGGAGGUCAGGGGUGUGGGAGUGGUAUCUAGACACCCCUCCUCUCACGCUCCCUCCUCUUCCUCGCCAUCCCGCCGUUUCUCCUGUCGUCGCAGAGGACAGCGAGGAGGGGGAGGACCCGGGCGAACGGAGGACGAGAGGAGGGGCCGAUCUGACGGAGCGCGGCGUGAUAUUUGAGGGGCUGACGGGACUGGGCGGCGCGGUGGUGCCACAGCCGCCCAACGACCGGGCGUCGCGCCGGCUGAUGACUCGCCUGGCGGCGAGGCAGCGGCUCCAGCGAGAAGGCGGGACGGUGCGGCGGCUGAGGGAGAGAGAAACUGUGGCCUUCCGUCGCGCUCUCUACCGCAACGCCAUACGGGUCGCCGGGGUCGGCGGUAAUCACAGGCAGCAGCGUGACAUCACGGCAGAAAGCUUCCGCCGUAACCCCAGCCACCUGAACAGGCUCCGCCCCUGGCUGCGGCGGGAGCUCACGGUGCUGUACGGCGCCCACGGCUCGUUGGUCGACAUCGUUCAGCGCAUCAUCAUGGCGCGGGUCGCUCGCCAUGGCCUGGAGGACACGCCCACCAUAGAAGAAGAGCUGCGACAGUUCCUGUUGGCGCGCACCGACCACUUCCUGCACGAGCUGGUGAGCUUCGCCCGCUCGCCGCUCAGCCUGGAGAGCUACGACCUGCAGGCGACAUACGAGCCGCCAGAUGCCGCUAUGGAGCUGGACGGCACGAGCAGCUCCUCCGACAGCAGCUCCGUCAUCGCCAUAUCGGAGGGCGAGGAAGAGGAGGGGACGGCGGGAGGAAGAUCGGCGGAGAGGCUGCUGGCGAUGGCGUGCGGCACUCACGACGACGUCGUCCAAGCAGGAAGCUGCCUCAGCCUGGCGACCUGGGACGACGAGACUCCAGGCCCCUCCUACUCCACCGCAGACCCGUCGCGAUCGCUCGCCUCCCCGCAGUUUGGUCACGCCCCUCGGGAGGAGGCCAAUGAGGAAGAGGGAGGAGACAAGGAGGAGUGUCUGAUUGUGGGAUACAAGAAGCCGAUAGCGGAGCGGACUCCUGAGCUGGUGCAGCUCUCCUCCGACACUGAGGAGGAGGAGAGGAAGAAGACGACUGAGGAACUUCCUCGCCUCCACUCCGCCACCCCUCCCCUCUCUUACCUACCCACAAUCCCUCCCUCCACCUCGGGCGGCGAGCGGAACGACGAGCCGAAGGAGAAAGACGGCUCCUGGUCGGGCAGCUCUGGAGGGAACUCGGUAUGCGCGCUCAGCCCGGCGGCGCCCGGAAAGAGAGAGCAGCGCCCGGUGGGAGACGGGAAGUCUGGCGGCGAGAUGGCAAGAGAGGAAGAGGAGAAGAAGAAGAAAAAGAAAAAGAAGAGGAGGAGUAUGAGGAAGAGGAGGAGAGGGCAGGAGAGGAGCGGCACCCUGUACAACCCGAACCGCUCCAUUUAUCCCGCAAUGAUGCGCCACCGCUCGCACUCCUCCUCGCCGUUUCACUCCAGUGUCGGCUCGCCCGACUCCACCUGGGAGUACCACUGCGCCCAGGUGUCCCCUCUCACCUCCUCCGUCUCCUCACCCUCCCGUUGCUCCUCUUCUUCCUUCUCCUCUUCCUCCUCCCAACCACCGGCACCGAUACCUUCGCUCUCCCCCAACUGUCACCAUGGGGAGAAACCUGGUGGGAAGAGGAAGUACAAGAGCCGCCACCUGGACAGCGACGACAGGGACCCCAGCUGGAGGCCGAGCAGCCGGGAGAAGGAGGCGAGGAGGAGACUCGAGAGCAGAAGCCGGCGGGCAGACCGGAGCCCCAGCGUGGAGAUCAUCUACGAGGGCGUCGUCUCCCCGAACGCCGCGCAGACCCCGGCCCGCAAACGGCGCCGGAAACAACAGCGCGGGACUCGGCACAGCAGCUCUCCGGUCAUCAUCACCCUCGACAGCGACAGCAGCCUCGACGCCGCCAGCAGCAGCAGUCCAAUCAGCAGCCAGCAGACCGUCGACUUCUCAGACCUCCCUCCUCUCCCGUCGGUGCACUCGGACGGAGUGGGCGGAGCCCUGGGCGCGGAAAUCGGCGAGCUUCCCGUCGACAUCCUGGACCGGGGAUCGGAAGGGUCGGAGGUCGAGCCGGCGAGCCGUUCGGAGGUCGCGGGUCUGGUCGCCAUCGACGACGGCGACAACAGCGAACACGACGUGGACGUGGAAAACCUAGAGGAGAGCAGUUUGCUGCUGGAUGAUGAAGAUAAUGAUGAAGAUGGACCAAUGGGAGCUACUGCUGCUAAUCCGAGAGGCUCUCGGCCAAUAGGAGAGAAGAAUGCUGCCUCCACAAAUCCGAUCGAGGCUUUGUCCUCGGACAGCCGCCUCCUCGCGUCCAUCCUCGACGACCUGAAGGGAAUCGCCCCGCCGAAACGCACACCUGUGAACUUUGACCCCAGCUGGUCGACCGAGACGAGACCGGCAACCGGCGCCGCGGACCAGAAUCGGGGCUUCGACUCGCCGGCGUGUCGCUCCGCCGUCCGGCCGUCGCCUCUUGAGCGCCUGAAGGAGUCCAGCGGGAGAAAGGAGGUGAAGGACGUCCCUCCUCUCCUGAAGCAGGCGAGUCCCGUCAGGUCGUACAACAGACACACGCCGCCGCCGUUAAAGCACAAAGACGCCGGUAGUCCGCACCGGUCCCCCGUGGACUCGCCCCUCGUCGCUGUUGGUGUAAAUUCUCACGUUGAUCCCAAGUCAAACCCCAUUGACUCCCGUCCUGAAGAUCCCUCGUCAGUGCUGAAGAGACAUUUCACGAGAGGCGAUCCGGCCUCUACGAGCAGCAUCUCAGCCAAUGACGUACGUUCUUCCUGUCAUUUCGCCCCCUUUGACUCCCAUUCAGCUGCUCCUUCUGAAGUCCAAGCCGACGGCAUCAAUUCCACGAGUCACAAACCUUCCGCUGACGCCCGUUCUUCUUCUGGUUUGGAAAACAGUUUACAUCUGGAGUUCACUUCUUCUUCAAAGUUACAUUCCAGCCGUGAUAGCGGCAAGGAAAUCUCUUCUUCUGGUUUGAGAGCCUCCCCCGUUGACUUGCAUCCUGUGAAUUCUUUAUCUGCCAUUGAUUUCCAUUCAACCAAGACUGGCUGGUGCAAUGAGAAGCCUGCCGAUUCUACCUCCAGAGGUUGCAUGGGUGAGACUGACCGGACAAGUUCCUGUCUGGUAGCACCCGUUGACCUCCAUCCUACCAGCAGUGCUUCUGCUGAAGGCACACAGGCCGGUGGGGUUGUUUUCUCAGGAGUCGACCAUUACGACACGUCGCCUCCUGCUUUUGUUUCAUCCUUUGAUUUCAGGACUCCCUGCUCGCCCAUUGACUCCCACUCUUCCAGUAAGAGAGAGGGGCGCUUUAGAGGUAGUUCAGUGCCGACAGCAGCUCCCAGCGGCAGGUUGUCACCCAUUGACGUGCAUCCUAGUCCCAAAUCUACCGUUGACCUCCACUCUUCCAGCGCAGCUGCAGAAGAACUGACGGACAGCGAGGCUUCAUCGGUAAUCAAUCAUGGGGUCGGGUCGCCUCAUGCUCGCCUGCCACCCAUUGAUGUGCAUUGUCCAAGUCCUUUGCCACCUGUUAACCUCCAUUCUUCUAGCACCACGAUUGAUGGACACUUGAACCACACGUCCUCCGCUACCUUUGACUCCAAACUUCUCCAACUUCACAACCACUUUGAUCCCCGAUGCAACUCCCAGUUCCCCGUCGGCGACCGCUCGGAGUGCGGCGUCGCCACCGGCGACCGCUCGGAGUGCGGCGUCGCCACCGGCGACCGCUCGGAGUGCGGCGUCGCCGACCGCUUGGAGCACGGCGUCGCCGACCGCUCGGAGUGCGCGGUUGCCAUCGGCGACCGCUCGGAGUGUGUGGUUGCCGUCGGCGACCGCUCGGAGUGCGCCGCCCCCUUUGACUCUCGUCUAAAAGACUCUCGGAGAAACUUUCAGCUGCCGCUGGACGAUCGCAUCGCGUCUCCACCCGGAGAGAACCAGUGGAACACCAACCCCUCCAUUGACGCCCGCUCAGACUCUCAGUCGCCCAUUGACGAACACGUCUGGAACACACACACACACACGGCCACGUAGGACACACACACACACACACACGUAGGACACACACACACACACACACGUAGGACACACACACACAGACACACACGCGCCUGAAACAAAGAGAGAUUAAAUGUUUUGAGAGCUGAUUUUUUAAAGAUGAAUUGAGACCUUUUUCUGCUUGUUUUCAAAGUUCUUUGGUUCUGUUUGUACGUAAAGAACAAAGUUUAAAUAAUUAUUUUCACAUGUGACUUGUUUCUCUUUUUGUGGGGAUGGACACACAAAUGUGGACGGAUCAAUUUAAAUGUUCACCGCGACUGAUUGAAUUGGCACAUAAUCUGAUUUUGUUUCAAGUUCAAUGGUUAAAAUUAGUUUUCAAACUGCCACGUUUUGUUUAGCAAUUUAAAAAGUAAUUUUUACGUCUCAUGGUCUUAAUUUUUAUAUAAUUAUAAUUAUGAUGAUUAGUCAACGCUGGAGGUGAUUGAUAAGCCCCUGUCUGUCAAUCAAAUGAAGUCUGAAAUAAAACAGAAAUUCAAGUAAAAGUAA
Molecule: messenger RNA, 5444 nt
Organism: Cyclopterus lumpus (lumpfish)
Lineage: Eukaryota; Metazoa; Chordata; Actinopteri; Perciformes; Cyclopteridae
Exons: 4
Coding region: 132-4934 (1600 amino acids)
Biological process (GO): protein polyubiquitination; protein monoubiquitination
Molecular function (GO): metal ion binding; ubiquitin protein ligase activity
Source: RefSeq, a predicted model, not a curated record